AGCACCAAAUUAACCUGUUACUCUUUUAUUUUAAAGCCAUAGCUAGAUAUCCAUCCACAAAAACCACACUUCAAAAUUCCCUACCAUGUCUCUUACAUCACUUCCAACUUUUCCAUCUCUAAAGACACACCAUUCACUUCAACAAAAUUUACCUACUAUUACACCUUCAAAAUUUGGUACAAAUUUGGUUUAUGGUGAUGCAUUAGUCAUUGUGGCAGCAACAGAAGCAGUUGCAUUAGCCAAUGAUGCUGUGAAUGCAGCUAGAAAUGCUGCAGCUGCUGGAAUAGGAAUUGAUGAUAUGAGGAGGAAGAGAAGGAGAAAAAGAAGAAAAAAUUUGGGUUGUAUGGUAGAAGAAGAGAAUAUUCAGAACAAUUUUUUGAGGCAGAAGGUGGUUGUAGGGUCUGUGACAUCAGGGUUUUUGAGUUCAACAGAUGAGGCUGAGCUUUGUUUAUGUCUCAAGGAGGGGGCAAAGAUUGAAGUUGCUAAGCAAAGAAUGACAGAACAAGAAGGGAAUUCUGCUAUUUCAAGGUUCACUCUUGAGAAUACAAGUGUAGAUAAAGUGUUGAUUAAUACGAGAAAGUCAAAAGAAAGAUUAGCUCGCGAUUAUCGCGGUUUAGUUGCAUCAAUCGCAGCGCAUUAUCAAGGCAAAGGCUUAAGCAUUCAAGAUCUCAUUCAGGAAGGAACCAUUGGACUUCUUCAUGGAGCAGAGAAAUUUGAUCCAAAUAGAGGAUGUAAGUUGUCUACAUAUGUUUACUGGUGGAUCAAACAAGGAAUCAUUAAAGCUUUGGCGAAGAAGUCUAGAUUAAUCAGAUUACCGGGAGAAAAGUAUGGAAUGGUUGCAAAAAUCGCAGAGGCUAACAAUGUCUUAAGACGAAGACUAAGGCGGAAGCCGACAUAUAAUGAAAUUGCUGAGGUUCUCAAUGUGAAUGUUUCAACUGUAAAACUUGUUUCUGAAAGGAGCAGACAACCAAUUUCAUUGGACAGAUCUAUAACCGAUCAGAGCAACUUAAUACUGAAGGAGAUUAUACCAGGACCAGUCGAAAUGAUUCCAGAGAAGAUGGUUGAGAGGCAGCUAAUGAAGCAAGGGGUUGUGAAGCUUCUUAACACACUUGACAAAAGAGAAGAAGAGAUUGUAAGAUUAUACUUUGGACUCAAUGGAGAGACCCCUUUGUCUUUUGAGGAGAUAGGAAAGCUGUUGAAACUAUCAAGAGAGAGGAUCAGACAGAUUCAUGGUAUUGCAUUGUCAAAAUUGGAACAAAAUACCCUUGUAGAUAGUCUAAAGUUUUAUGUUGUAUAGAAAAAAUGUUUUUCUGAUUAAGAUUUAUGAAUAGGAACAUAAAGCAAAAUAUAGGAUAUGUCCAUAAUGUAUCAAUCAGUGGUAAGAGCAAAUCUCAAAUGACACAGUUGUAAAAUGACAAUCAGUACUACAGUUAUUAAUAGUAA
This is a messenger RNA of Medicago truncatula (barrel medic), 1443 nucleotides long. Its product is annotated as RNA polymerase sigma factor sigD, chloroplastic. The record is from RefSeq and is a predicted model, not a curated record. Gene Ontology annotation, biological process: DNA-templated transcription initiation; regulation of DNA-templated transcription. NCBI's taxonomy places the organism in Eukaryota, Viridiplantae, Streptophyta, Magnoliopsida, Fabales, Fabaceae. The transcript has 5 exons. Gene Ontology annotation, molecular function: DNA-binding transcription factor activity. The coding region runs from base 86 to 1297 and encodes 403 amino acids.